Molecule: messenger RNA, 738 nt
Organism: Xenopus tropicalis (tropical clawed frog)
Lineage: Eukaryota; Metazoa; Chordata; Amphibia; Anura; Pipidae
Product: vomeronasal type-2 receptor 26
Exons: 3
Biological process (GO): G protein-coupled receptor signaling pathway
Cellular component (GO): membrane
Molecular function (GO): G protein-coupled receptor activity
Source: RefSeq, a predicted model, not a curated record
AUGACCCAUGGGCUGAGACUUCUUCUUAUUAACCAAUCUAAUGAAAAGAAUGGAAAGGGCCACAGUUACAAACAUCAGUUACAUCACUAUCUGAAAAGAGUCACACUCACAGACACCGACAACCUGAGUUCUUAUUUUGAUGAAAAUGGAGAAUUUGUCACUCACUAUGGGAUUUAUAACUUGUUCCUUAAUGAUUUUCCCUAUGCCUUGUCUUGGGCACAAGUUGGAAAUGACACCCCCAUUGUGAGAGCCAACAACAGAAGUCUCAGUUUCCUCCUCCUUGUCUCCAUCAAGCUGAGUUUCCUCAGUGUGUUUCUGUUCCUCGGUCGCCCUGGGGAUAUAACCUGCCGGCUGCGUAACAUCACUUAUGGAAUCGCCUUCUCCAUAGCCGUCUCUUCUCUCCUGGCCAAGACUAUCAUGGUUUAUAUUGCUUUCAAAUCCACCAAGCCAGGGAGCUCAUGGGGAAAAUGGAUGGGAGUGAAACUGUCCAAAUCUGUAGUCUUGGUCUUUUCAUCCAUUCAAAUAAUAAUCUGCAUUACUUGGUUGGCCAUUUCUCCUCCCUUUCAGGAACUGGACAUUCACACUUACCCUGGAACCAUCAUCAUUCAGUGCAAUGAGGGCUCAGCUCUUGGCUUUUACUCAGUUAUUGGGUAUAUGGGGCUUCUGGCAGCUGUUAGUUUUGUUUUAGCAUUUUUAGCUCGGAGCUUACCGGACAGUUUUAAUGAGGCCAAGUACAUC